Messenger RNA from Prorocentrum cordatum, 1539 nucleotides. The record is from the annotation of a GenBank genome assembly. NCBI's taxonomy places the organism in Eukaryota, Dinophyceae, Prorocentrales, Prorocentraceae.
AUGGUCCGCCGGGUAAACCUGGCCAGAAGCUUCGUGGUGCCCUGCUCCAUGUGGUGCGCCGCGAUCAGCAUUCAGCAGGCGCUCCUUCUCCUCGCGGGGGAGCGGCGCAUGGCGCUUGUGACGGGGGACGCGGUGUUCUUCACAUUCUACGCGUCAGUAUUGGCAUUGCUGUUCAUGCCUUCCUUGAUUCAGCCUUGGUCGCUAAAUAUUGUGGGAUCGUAUAUGAUGUUCAUGACUGCGUUAGCAGCAUCGCCGCUUGUCACCCCGACCGACAAGUUGCUAGUCUGGACCACAGCUACUUCGGCAUUCAGGAUCUGUAUCUCUCUGUGCAUGAAUUUGCCGGCGUUCGUGUCCUGGAACGUCAUCUACCUGAUCACCGUGAGCUUCCACUUCUUGAAGGGGGUGUCUCUGGAGUGCGACUGCAUGGUGCCAAGUCUUGAUGGGCCAAUGGUACUCGCCGCGGAGGUGAGCGCAUCCGUGGUGCUGGUGUUGAUCAGCUACGCGGUCCGCGGCGUACUGGAGGGGGAGGCUCGGCAGCAGGUGGAGGCUCGGGCAUCACGCAGCGGUCUGGACGCCGCAGAGUCCCUGCUGGGCACGAUCUGCGAUGCGGUGCUGGAGCUGGAUGCGGACCUGCGCCUGGGGAGCCACUCCCCGACCCUCGCAACAAUGCUGCUGCACAGCCCCGGACACUGCCUCGUCAAUUCGAAGCUGGACCGGUUCAUGUUUUCGGAAGACGACAAGCUCCGCUUCAACGAGUCUAUGCAGGUCCCCGCGCACGAGACCGGCACGAUCGCCGACGCAUUCCACGUGAAAAUGCGCGAUAGCCUCGGCAGCAAGAUCGACAUGGAGGUCUUCCACGUAUGCUUCAUGGACAGCCUGACGGAGCUGCCCCAGCACCUCGUGGGUCUUCGGGAGCAUAGUGACAACAGCGUGCCGCGGCUCGAGCAUGAGUCAGACUUCUUACCCUUCUUCGGCUCAGAGAACCACGGGGUCCAGUCCGAGGUGGCCGUCGUGUUCGACGCCGUGACGUUCGAGGUCCUCAGGUGCUCCGACGCCUUCACCGUGCGCUUCGGGCCGCUGCCGGCCCGCGCGUCCUUUGCCGACCUGCUGGUCCAGGGAGAGCCCCAACUCGAGGCGUUCUGCGAGUCCGUCAACAGCUUCGCCAACAGCCACGACCCCGUGAGCUUCUUCGACCUCAAGCUAAGUCUGCAGCUGCCUGGCAGCACCAUGCUGAGCAAGCGCGUCUCGUUUACGCUCUCCUUCGAUGUUUCCGAGUCGGGUGAGCGCGAGCGCGUAGUGUGCUGCAUGGUCCUGACCGCCGGCCGCGGCCCCAGCCGCAGCCGGCGCAGCAGCAGCAGCAAGUCCAGCCGCAGCAGCAAGCAGCGCAGCGGCUCGGUGCAAAGCGGCUCGAGGACGGGACAGCGCAGCCCCGCCCACCAAGCGGUUGUCCGCCAGGGCACCGUGGCACGCCCAGAGCCCAAGCAGAGGAUCGGAGAUCCGCAGGAGCCCAGGGACACAGAGGCGGCGAUGCAGCUCUGA